AGCAGCAGAGGAGAGGAGGAGGACCGGAGCUCACAGGGCGCAUAGAUCACAUCCGGGGCUGGUUUAUUCUAAUAACGAAACGUCCAACCCGGAAAAAAAGACAACUCUUCUGUAAUCCGAUCACACAAACAAACAGAUGAGCGCGUGAGAGCCCGAUGCACACCGGACCGGAUUGAUCAUGUUCGCCGUUUGUAAAAGUUAUCCAAACUUUGUCUAACAUGCUCGUUCUUGACCCGCCGCGGGUCUCUCUGUGCUUCUGAGCCGCGCGGGGCGCUGGCUGUGGCGCAAACGGACUCCACAGCGGUGUCAUGUGCUAGCAGCAGCAUGCCAUACGUGGACCGGUUGAACCGCGUAUGCGGCUUCCUGGACGUCGAGGAGAAGGAGAACAGCUGCCGCUUCCAGAGGCGAUACUUUAUCCUGGACACGCAGGAAAAUGUCCUGCUGUGGUAUAUGGACAACCCUCAGAACUUACCCAGUGGAACUAGCUUUGUUGGCAGCCUGAGACUAACCUACAUCUCUAAGGUGAGUGAAGCUACAGCAAAGCAAAAGCCAAAGACAGAGUUCUGCUUUGUCAUCAAUGCAGUUUCCCGGAGGUACUUCCUCCAAGGCAACGAUGUGCCUGACAUGAGGGACUGGGUGGCUGCUCUCAAUAAGGCCAGCAAGAUCACUGUUCCUAAGUCUGGCCCUGCACCUCCGAGGUCCGAUGUGACCAAAGUAAUCGGCGACACUCAGGGAGGAAGGAGACUGCACGCCUACAAGACCGAGAUCAUCGGUGGUGUGGUGGUGCACACUCCCAUCCAGAAUGAGAGCGAAGAGGCUGAAGGGAGGGAGAGGAAGGGCAACAGGCCGGCUGUGCUGAGGUGUGGUUACUGUGUCAAACAAGGAAAUGUGAGGAAGAGCUGGAAGAGGAGGUUUUUCACCCUGGAUGACAAUGCAGUCAGUUACUACAAGUCUGAAAUGGAUAAGGAGCCUCUCCGAGCUGUCCCACUGAGGGACAUUCAGAAGGUCCACGAAUGUCUCGUCAAGUCAGGCCCUCCCCUGAGCCACUGUUGUAUUCAACACGACCAUCUUCCACUGUGUGCGUCCAUCAGGGAUCUCCUGCUGAGAGACAACCUGUUUGAGAUCAUCACCAGCUCCCGAACCUUCUACAUUCAGACAGACUCUCCAGAAGAGAUGCAUGGCUGGAUCAGGGACAUUGAGUUGAAGAUCCAGGACUUCAGAGGUCCCCCUAAGGGCUUUUCAUUUAGACGUGGGUCUUCUCUCUAUCGAAGUCACAAUGCCUCCUCGGCGUCUCGAGGUCAACAGAGCGAUGAGCGCCGACCCGCACUGGUCAAGUCCUGCUCUGUGACAUCGGGCUGGCAGCCCUGGACGCCUGUCCCUCCGUGUGAGACCUCCAUCCUGGAUGCAGAGGAUGAAGACAGUGCUUUCAGCUCUGUGCGCACCUUGCCUUCGCUCUCCUCCUCCUCCACCUCUUCCUCAACCUCCUCCUCCUCCACCUCCCUCUCCGCCACAACCCCUUGCCCCUGCGCCAAUCCAGCAGCUUCAGCCAGCGGACUGGGGAUCCUCACAGCGGCUGGAGAUGUGGCCAGCGGGCGUCGGAGGCACCGCUCGCAGCCUCAGCCUCACACUGGCUGCAGCUUCCCCUUCAGCCUGGACGAAGACGGCAUCCGCACCUCAGACGUCUAAGUUCAGUGAAGUCUGUCCAGACUCCUGUUUGGACUUGAGAGUUGGUACCUGUUUUAAAAUGAAUGUGACUGGUAAUAAUAGUAUUCCCUGCUCAUGAAGUGAGACUGUGACCAUCUGCCUCAAUGCCAUGAUGAGGGGCCUCCUGCUGGUCUUGUAGCUGUAUUGCAGACGAAGUACGCACCCAGCUGUAAGGGGACCAAGAGGCUCAGUGUUUGUUGUUCACAGGGCUGUGAAGAAGUACGAUGGAGUGUUUUUAGUGCAACUUCCUCUGAAAACUUGAAUAAUCUUGUUGUUAUUUGUUCUUACAGACUAACAAAUUAUGGCACAUGCUUUCAGUCUGUUGCACUUGGCUCCCCUCGGAGAUGUAACUCAUCAAGAACGUGUUUUUACCCCUGCUACAAGUAUUCAUCAAAAACUGUUUAGGCAUUUAAACACAUUAGUAUCCAUUUUUUAAAUAUAUAUGCAAACUACUUUUUAAAAAUUGGGUCUUUUUAGUAUAUUUUAAGGCCAGCAGUGGUUUUUUGUAUCUUUCUUCCUGAAACGUAUGUUGUAUGACAUCAACUUUUCUUCAUUAAUAAUUAACAAUCAUUUGUUAACUAACAUCUAAUCAGGUGUCUGGGGGAAAGUAUAAGUAUAGGUCUCAGACAAAAGGUACAACUGAAUGAGGGCUCUUCUGUUGUCAGCAGCAACUUUUAUAUGUUCGCACUAUGUUUCAUGCAGGAGCUUUUAAUACUUCAAAGAAGAUCAACUUUCAGUAAACUGUGACUCCUCUCUGAGCUUUUAACAGGGUACCGUAAUGGUACAGCAGUGUUUUAGAUGGUACUUGCCGUAGAAUGUACGGCCAACAUCAAAGUACAGUUGAUCAGCUUGUUGACAGCUUUGUAAAUGUGAUUUUCUUAUUCCAGCAUUAUGUUGGAAAAUGUGCCACUACUUCUGGUAAUUUAACUGUAAUUCUGCACUUUGCUUUUCUAAUUGUAAUUUGUGUUUUUUGCUUUUACAGCAGAUAUUACAGCUUCCUCUGAGAUGAUGCCUCAGGUACUUUGUUACACCAGUAGUUUUAGGCCUCCUCAGGUUCACCUCAAGACUUCCUUGAUGUGGUACCAUGUUCAUGACUGUUUCCUUUUUGCUGAAGCUGUGUGCACUCGUCUGCCUGCGUAUAGAGUUAAUUUUCUUUCUUGCGCAUUAAAUGAUGCUUUUUA
Cyclopterus lumpus (lumpfish) is the source of this 2885-nucleotide messenger RNA. RefSeq lists its product as uncharacterized. The transcript has 12 exons. The coding region runs from base 325 to 1686 and encodes 453 amino acids. NCBI's taxonomy places the organism in Eukaryota, Metazoa, Chordata, Actinopteri, Perciformes, Cyclopteridae. Gene Ontology annotation, cellular component: cytoplasm; membrane. Gene Ontology annotation, molecular function: PDZ domain binding. The record is from RefSeq and is a predicted model, not a curated record.